AUGUUCAAGAGCCUUGUAAUCACUAUCGCUGCCCUCGCCGCUCUUGCUAGCGCACAUGGUCCUGCUCGCAUGAGCAAUGCUCACGAUCACAAGAAGCGUGUCGCUGCCGGUAAUCACAUCUUCUCGAUGACUGUGCCCACUGCAACGGGCUCGCAUCCUUUCACUUUUGCCACGACGAUCGAGCAUAAUGCCGUGACGAGCAUCUUGCAUGUGACCAACCUUGGCCAUUGCGGUGCCAACCUCCUCGAUGGAGCUCAAGUGGUCGAUCACACCUAUUCGAGCGUUCACAUCGAUACUGCUGCUCAGCCUGGCACGACGUAUCCCGUAAUUGAUUUGACGGUCUCCAUCUACAUGAACGAUACGGCUGCUCUGUUCAACAUUGCUUCGUAUUCGCUCGAUGGCAAGCCUAUGCCGACGACCCCACCCCAAGGCUACACAAUGCAGCUCGACGGCUUCCCCGUGCAGUGGACUGCCCCUAUCUCCCCUUGA
Mixia osmundae IAM 14324 is the source of this 489-nucleotide messenger RNA. RefSeq lists its product as uncharacterized. The record is from RefSeq and is a predicted model, not a curated record. Bases 1 to 489 code for a protein of 162 amino acids. Lineage: Eukaryota; Fungi; Basidiomycota; Mixiomycetes; Mixiales; Mixiaceae. The transcript is spliced from 4 exons.